Molecule: messenger RNA, 2929 nt
Organism: Cheilinus undulatus (humphead wrasse)
Lineage: Eukaryota; Metazoa; Chordata; Actinopteri; Labriformes; Labridae
Gene: stk11
Product: serine/threonine kinase 11
Exons: 11
Coding region: 873-2189 (438 amino acids)
Biological process (GO): glucose homeostasis; regulation of cell growth; establishment of cell polarity
Cellular component (GO): cytoplasm
Molecular function (GO): protein serine/threonine kinase activity; ATP binding; protein kinase activator activity
Source: RefSeq, a predicted model, not a curated record
GGGGGGAGGUAAACAAGAUGGCGACAACCUGAGAGGCAAGACUAACACGAAGAGUCAGAAAAUUUAAGCGAUAUCUCACUAGACUCAAGUGAAUAAUUUGAUGCAUAAAUAGCCGGCAAGAAAGGAGAAAAACUGGAUUGAACAAGAACAGAAUUCACGCGGAUCAAGGCGCCAGCCAUUUGGACCAGUGGAGGCAUGGAGGAGACCUGAGGAGGGUUUGACACAUCGGAUGGAGCCGGGCUGAUGCCAGAAAUCUGGCUGAAACUGCUGCAUGCGUUUGGCUGUAGAUCUGUGCUUGGACCCAGUCCAGUUGUACACACACGUGUCUCCUGAGAAAACUAUGCUGUGAAGCAUGGACCUUUGACAGAAAUGCUGUGUUGCAUGGCCUUGAAACUGGACUGUUUUCCUCCACCUUAGGCUGUAUGGCAUUAAAUUCAUACAGAGGUGAUCUAGAGUAAAGCUGAGAGGAAUUACAUCAAGGUUAAUUUUAUUUUUCAUUUUCAUUAUUUAUCUGUAAACAUAACGAUAAAAAUCAGUCUUUUAUAACUGCACUUGUCACAAAAGUAAAAUUAUGCAAAGUUUAAGCACUAACUUAGCACUGUACCCAAUUGCUCUCCCACCUCUGUUUUCACCCAUGGAUUGGCCCUAAUGUUUACAAGUUGGGAUUAAUCCCACACCUUCCUCAACUCUCAGGCUCGAUAACUCCCUCUCACAUGUUCAGUAUUCUGUCAUUAAACUGUAUUCCAUCUUGUGGAUUUCAAAUACUCAGCUCGGAACUGAAAGGCUACCAGUGGAUUGCUCUCCAGCAGCAGUCAUAGGUAUUUGCAAACAUUUUUGCUCCGAAAGCAUAAGCUGCGGCUGUGGAACUAGUCAUGAGUACCGGCGAGCUGCAUCAUCUUGACUAUCUUAAUGAAAAUGAACUGAUGGAGAUGGAUACCUUCAUUCAUCGUAUUGACUCUACAGAGGUGAUUUACCAGCCCCGGAGGAAGCGGGCAAAGCUGAUAGGAAAGUACUUGAUGGGGGACCUGCUGGGGGAGGGAUCUUAUGGCAAAGUGAAAGAGAUGCUUGACUCAGAGACACUUUGUCGCAGGGCUGUCAAAAUACUAAAGAAGAAGAAGCUGAGGCGGAUUCCCAAUGGAGAAGCCAAUGUGAAAAAGGAGAUUCAGCUGCUAAGAAGACUCCAACACAAGAAUGUGAUUCAGUUGGUGGAUGUGCUCUAUAAUGAAGAGAAGCAGAAAAUGUAUAUGGUGAUGGAGUAUUGCGUUUGUGGGAUGCAAGAAAUGCUGGACAGCGUCCCAGAAAAAAGGUUUCCAGUAUUUCAAGCUCACGGGUACUUUUGCCAACUCUUAGAUGGCCUUGAAUAUUUGCACAGCCAGGGAAUAGUUCACAAAGACAUUAAACCAGGGAAUCUGCUGCUGACCACAGAUGGCGCACUUAAGAUCUCCGACCUGGGAGUAGCAGAGGCCCUUCACCCAUUUGCAGAGGAUGACACAUGUCGCACCAGUCAGGGCUCUCCGGCUUUCCAGCCUCCAGAGAUUGCCAACGGACUUGACACCUUUUCAGGGUUUAAAGUGGACAUUUGGUCCGCUGGAGUAACACUAUACAACAUUACAACUAGUCUGUAUCCGUUUGAGGGGGACAACAUCUAUAAGCUAUUUGAGAACAUUGGAAAAGGUGACUACACUAUCCCAGAGGAGUGUGGACCCCUCCUGUCAGACCUGCUGCGAGGAAUGCUUGAGUACGACCCUGCGAAAAGAUUUUCCAUACAGAACAUAAGACAACACAACUGGGUGCGUAAGAAACACCCUCCGUCUGAGCCCCCUGUGCCCAUCCCUGCCAGUGCAGAGAGCAGAGAUCCGUGGCGGAGUAUGACAGUGGUGCCAUACCUGGAGGAUCUGCAUGGCUACACAGAGGAGGACGAUGAUGAGCUAUAUGACGGAGAGGAUGAGAUCAUUUACACUCAGGACUUCACAGUGCCAGGACAAGUGGCGGAAGAAGAUCUGGAUCAGGGGCAUGCAGACCACAGUCCACCUCUAGCCAAACCAGUUUGUGUGAAUGGCACAGAAGGCGGAGCUCUGAACAGCAAGGCCAAAGCCGAGCGCAGAUCCUCCUCGUCAUCCAACCCUUCGCGUAAAGGAGUCUCCACAGCCAGCAAGAUCCGCAAGCUCUCCACCUGCAAACAGCAAUGACCCCCUCUGCUCUCACCCUCAACAAAAUCCCACCUGGUUGAUCUGUCCCUGUCCUUCUGUGUCCAGAGUCCACACAGUUGUGAGAGAAACCUGCUGACGUUAAUGCCCCCGUACCUCCUUGGACCGCUGGUCUGCGGAGCCUUUUAAAGAGGCAGUGAAAGUAACGGGCAGGAGGAGGACAGCAUGAAAUAUUCUUUUUGCUCUGAGACUGAGGCACUGGCUGUGAAGAUGUCUUUUUUUCUCCCAUACUUUGGCUCCUAUCAACUCCUAUCAUCCAAUUCUGUCAUCUAGUCUCCCUCUCGCUCCUCUCAUGAGGGCGAAGAGCUGCACCGGACUUUACAGACACCAUCACCCAUGUACCCCACCCAUCCAUAUACCCCCUCUCCUCCAUCUUCUGUUUCUUUGACUUCCUUUGUUUUUACAGAACCCUAAUGGCAGUUUUUAAGACACAUUGUGAUGUGUAAAAAAUUAAAGAGGAAAAAAAAAUGACAAAGGUUAUGAAUAAUUCUAUAUUUAGGUCAAUGAUGAGAAGAAUUAUGAUAGUACUCUACAACCACCAACAUAAAAAACUGCAUGCUGUACAGAGCUGGAAGAAAGGGAAAGUAUUUGGUUUAUGAACGGACUGGCUGACUGAAGAUCCACCACCGCUGGCCUGUUGGGGAUUUUUGAUUUCCAUUUAGUUUUUUUUUCUUUUUUUCCAAUGAAUCUUUUUUAAUUAUUAUUUAUAUAAAAUAUGUCCC